Molecule: messenger RNA, 3619 nt
Organism: Suricata suricatta (meerkat)
Lineage: Eukaryota; Metazoa; Chordata; Mammalia; Carnivora; Herpestidae
Gene: HEXIM1
Product: HEXIM P-TEFb complex subunit 1
Exons: 1
Coding region: 643-1722 (359 amino acids)
Biological process (GO): negative regulation of cyclin-dependent protein serine/threonine kinase activity; negative regulation of transcription by RNA polymerase II
Cellular component (GO): cytoplasm; nucleoplasm; nucleus
Molecular function (GO): cyclin-dependent protein serine/threonine kinase inhibitor activity; 7SK snRNA binding
Source: RefSeq, a predicted model, not a curated record
UCGGAAGGGGGAGGAGGGAGGGAGGAAAAGAGGAGGAGGCGGUGGAGAUCUGAGCUGAGCCGAGCAUCGAGCCAAAGGGGAGAUGAGUUUGUCUGUCCUCGGCUGAGGCUCCGGCCGGGCCUAGGGAACGGGGAGCUCGGGUUGGAGCGACACCCGUGGAAGUGGGAGGAGGUGGCUCUGGGACUUUAACCCCUUGUGGGCUCUGCGGCAGGGGAUUUAACCCUUUGUGGAUUCGACCCCUCGGAGGCAGCGUCAUCGGGUAGUUUUAACCCCUUCGGGGCCGGGUUUAACCCGUUGGACUUCACCUCGUCUCCUUGCCCACCAACUCCUCGAUCGCGGGGGCGCUCUGCGGGGCAGGUUUGACGUCCACCCCCUUUGCACAUUACGUACUGUUACUGCUGCUGCACCCCUUUGGACCCGCUAGCUGGCCGCGCUGUGGGCACUUAACCCUUUAUUGACUUGAGCUCUCCCAAGUUGCAAUAGGAGUUUGUUGACAGAAGGACUGGCUAAAGGCGUCACUGCACGAAUUACAGACCGAAGAGGAUUCUGCUGGACAUUUUUUAAAAGAAAAGAAAAACCUCUUUUUUUCCUUUAAGGACUAACAGCCAACAUUUUUCAAACUUCGAGAAGACUCUAUUAGCUAUGGCCGAGCCACUCUUGUCAGAAUACCAGCACCAGCCUCAAACUAGCAACUGUACAGGUGCUGUUGCUAUUCUUGAAGAACAGAACCCCGAUCGCCCCCCAGGCGCAGAGGAGCGGGUGCCCGAGGAGGACAGUAGGUGGCAAUCGAGAGCGUCCCCCCAGUCGGGUGGCCGUCCGGGGCAGGAGGGGGAAGGGAGCUUGGAGCCCCAGCCGCCUCCCCUGCAGACCCCGGUCCGUCCAGAACCCAACUGCCCGGAAGCAAGCGAGAAGGGCCAGAAUAGGGAUGACUUGUCCGCUGGCGGAGCCCCCCAGCCGGCAGUUGGGGGAGAACCGAGGCCUGAGGCCGAGCCGCUCGCACAGCCGUGUCAUGACUCCGAGGCCAACAAGUUGGGGGCUCCUGCUGCAGGGGGCGAGGAGGCGUGGGGACAGCAGCAGAGGCAGCUGGGCAAGAAAAAGCACAGGAGACGCCCCUCCAAGAAGAAGCGGCAUUGGAAACCGUACUACAAGUUGACCUGGGAGGAGAAGAAAAAGUUCGACGAGAAACAGAGCCUGCGAGCUUCAAGGAUUCGAGCUGAGAUGUUCGCCAAGGGCCAGCCUGUCGCCCCCUACAACACCACGCAGUUCCUCAUGGAUGAUCACGACCAGGAGGAGCCGGAUCUCAAAACCGGCCUCUAUCCCAAGCGGGCCGCUGCCAAAUCCGACGACACCAGCGACGAGGACUUUAUGGAAGAAGCGGGCGAGGAGGACGGGGGCAGCGACGGGAUGGGAGGAGACGGCAGCGAGUUUCUGCAGCGGGACUUCUCGGAGACGUACGAGCGGUACCACGCGGAGAGUCUGCAGAACAUGAGCAAGCAGGAGCUCAUCAAGGAGUACCUGGAGCUGGAGAAGUGCCUCUCGCGCAUGGAGGACGAGAAUAACCGGCUGCGGCUGGAAAGCAAGCGGCUGGGCAGCGACGACGCGCGUGUGCGGGAGCUGGAGCUGGAGCUGGACCGGCUGCGAGCCGAGAACCACCAGCUGCUGACGGAGAACGAACUGCACCGGCAGCAGGAGCGAGCGCCUCUGUCCAAGUUUGGCGACUAGACUGAAACUUUUGGGGGGGAGGGGGCACAGGGGACUUUUUACAGUGCUGGAAUGUAACAUUAUACACAUGUGUAUAUAAGACAGUGGACCUUUUUAUGACACAUAAUCAGAAGAGAAAAUCCCCCCGGCUUUGGUUGGUUUGGUAAAUUUAGCUAUGAUGUAGCUUGCGUGCUUUUCUCCUGUUUAAUUAUGUGAAACUGAAGGGUUGCUUUUCUUGUUUUCCUUUUUAGGUUUUUUUUUCAUGUGUAAGUAACUUGACCAAAUUAUAAUGCAUUUUUUUCUGUUAAAAAUCCCCUCCUUGAACGGAGCUAUAAGGUGGCCAAAUCUGAAAAACAUUAAAUUCAUUCUAGUUAUAAUAAAUUUAAUAUUUGUAAAUGUAACAUAGUUUCAGUGUGAUUUCUAGAGCAAACUCAAAAUAGUGAUUUAUUUUAAGUGACUGCAUUGUGGGGGGGAGGGUAAAGAAAUCAUUAGUUUGCAGAAAACAAUCUUUAAUGGGACAGUUUUCAAUUUACUGAUUUUUCCCUUGAGUGGGUUUUAGUGUGCUACCAAAUAACAGUUCAGGCAAAAUAUAAAGAUUUAAUUACCUUCAAUACUUAAGUGUGCUUGCUUUCUAGUGCCUUGGUUUCUCUUUUUCGAUGCUAGAAAAAUAAUCCACUGUUGGGUGUUUGGGGAACAGAAAAUGGCUAUAAUCAGAAGCUUAAAAUUUAAUUCUGCUUCUCAACAGCCAACCUAAUUUGGUAGUUUGUUUAGGUUAAGACAGAUGAUAGUCUCAUUUCAUUCCUCCAAAUAGGUUUUUAGUAGUCCCUUCCCCUUCCUAGUCUGGCUUGGAGAAGUUCCUGGAUGUCUGAAAGAGGCUCUUGGUAAACCCCUUGCUUUUUUAGGGCAAGCAAUGGUUGGAUAAACUUGUGUGGCAGCUCUUUGUUGAGAUGUUUAGAGGUAGGGAAUAUUGGAUUUAUAGUGGAAAUGGCUGUUUGGGGCAUUCCAAGGACUUACCCUAAUUAUCUAAUACUUAGGUGCUCCCUAUACUAAAAAAAGGAACAGGAGCUGUCCACCUUUUCAUGAGGGUGAAGCCAAAAUUAGAAAUGCCCCCUCACUGUAAACGAAAUGUAAAGCUUCUGGUUGAGGAGGUAAAUUAAGUCCUUAUGGGCCGAGUGGGAACCCUGCACAUUCCUUGUGCAGUCGCUAUUCUGUCUCCUAAUAGCUGCUUAGGUUCUUGAGUAGUUCUGUUCUUGAAAAUGCAGGGAGGCGCUCAGAGUUAAUUUCUGCUUCCAAAUCAAAAUAGUAAGAAAUGGUGAUUGUUGGCAGUCUCUUUUGCUAUCCUGGCCGCCAUUCCCUUGCACUGUAUUCAGUAAACUUCUAUCUCCUUAAAAACAACAAAGAAAUUAUAAUUGUUCCUUCCUGUCGUCAUGGUUGAUCCAGCCCGUCUCCACCUUCCCUGUGUCAGCGUUUCCCUAGAGCAAAUGCAUUGCUCAAAUCAUUAGCCCAGGGGUUCUUAACUUGGGGCCUUGAGGGGCCCAUGGGGGGCACUGGGAUACACAAACCCCAUGAGAUCCUAGGUAGAGUUGUGCCAUAUGUACACUUUUCUGGGGAGACAUUCAAGAGAAUCAGGAGAUUGUCAAACUCCCUUGAAGGUUAAGAACCUCUGCAGGGAAAGCUUGCUUUUGUAGCUAAAUGGAACGGUGGAGGUGGCAGGAACUUCCAAGAGUGAAACGCACCUUCUGAUGCAUAAGCAUUCACAAAUCAGUGGAUCAAGGGAAAUUAUGCUGGCCAAGAACUGACUCAGGGCCUUCAAAGCUGGACUAAACUGGCCCUAUUCAGGCAGAUGGUCCACCGAAGACAAUGUAUGUUCAGUUUUUCCUUUGGCCUGAAAUUACAUUAAAGGUCUAUUUUGAAACAG